AUGCUACAAUCUGUUUUAAAACCGAAAGGACUUUAUACAGUUUCAUUCAUUCGAUUCAUUUCACUUACUUAUGUAAAUCCAUCUACUUAUAAAGAACGUAUUCAACGAAUGUAUAACGAUGGAAUAGAUGUAAAUCAACAAACUGUUGAAACUAAUCCUACUGAACGUAUACGUCGAUGUACAUUCUUCAAAGAUAUUGAUCUUUAUUCAUAUUAUAAAAAAAUGUCUCCCAAUGUACAAACAAUUGGUGAUGCUCUACAUGAAGGUUGUGCUCUUUCAAAUGAUGGACCAUGCGUUGGUUAUCUUCCUUCAUCGACUAAUAAUAAAUCAAUCGAAUGGUUCUCGUAUUCGCAAGUAAUUGCACAAAGUGAAUAUGUUGGUUCAUAUUUAUGGAGAAAAACAAAACUUACACCAAUGCAAUCUAAAGUAGCAAUUAUAUCUUCAAAUCGACCUGAAUAUUUAUUUGUUGAACAAGGUUGUUAUAUGUAUGGUUUUAUUGUGGUUAGUUUGUAUACAACUUCUAAUGCUGAAGCAAUUUUAAAUCUCUUAAAACGAACACAAACUGAUGUACUUGUUGUUGAUAAUUUAGAACGUAUUCAAUCAUGUAAAGAUGAAUUAUUAAAUAAUGAUCAAAUUAAAGAAAUAAUUAUUAUGGAUGAUGAGAAGUAUGAUGAACAUAGUAAAAUUCGAUCUUUAUCAUCAAUUUUAAAAUCAAUGAAGAAGACAGAUAUAUGUGAACGACCAACUAUCGAUCCAGACAGUGUUGCAACAUAUACUUUAACAAGUGGAACAACAGGAGAAUCUAAACUUGCUAUGAUAUCACAUGACAAUUUUUUAUCAUCAACAAGAGGCAAUCUUAUUCGCUUAGAAAACGCUAAUAUGAAAAGACCUUUAACUAAUCGACAUUGUUCAUUUUUACCUAUGGCUCAUAUUUUCGAAAGAUUUGUCAUCUUACAAAUUCUACAACGUGGAACAUCACUAGUAUUUUGUCCAUCACCUGACAAAGUCGUCGAUUAUUUAUCUAUAGUAAAACCGACUCAAGCUUCUGUCGUUCCACGUAUUUUUAAUAAAAUCUAUGAUAGAAUUAUGACUGAUGUUAACAAGAGUCCAAUAAAACGAUUUCUUGUUCAACAAGCAUUACGUGAACAACCACCGUUUCUACCUCGUCUCGUUUUUGGUAAAGUGAAAAAAAUAUUUGGUGGCGAAUUAAAAGGUAUUAUUACAUCGUCAGCACCACUUAAACCAGAUGUUAUGCAUUUUUUUCGUAUUGCACUGGAUAUACCGAUUAUCGAAGGAUAUGGACAGACAGAAGCAGGUGGUGGUGGUACUAGUACUCAUCCAACUGAUAUGACAUAUGGCACGGUUGGUACACCAUUGCCAACAAUGGAAGCAAAACUUAUUGAUGUACCAGGGACAAAUUAUCGAAGUGAAAACAAUCAAGGUGAGGUUUGUUUUCGUGGACCAAGUGUUUUUAAAGGAUACUACAACGAUGAAGCAAAAACACAAGAAACUAUUGAUAAAGAUGGUUGGUUACAUACCGGUGAUGUAGGAGAAUGGACAACCAAUGGUGCAUUACGUAUUAUUGAUCGUGUCAAACAUAUAUUUAAGUUAAGUCAAGGAAAAUAUAUUGCACCUGAACGUCUCGAAGAUGUAUACAUUCGUUCUCAAUGGAUUGCACAAAUAUUUGUUGAUGGUAUUUCGACUGAAGAAACUGUUGUUGCUAUUGUUAUACCAGAUGAAGAUUAUAUCCGAAAGCAUUUCAAAUCAACAACAAACGCUACAACGCUUGCCGAGUGGUGCAAAGAUGAUAAGUUGAAAAAGAUAAUUUUAUCUGAUUUAAAUCAAUUAGCUGAAAAAUAUAACCUAAAGUCUUAUGAAAAGUUGAGUAAUAUCUAUCUCCAUUCUGAAUUGUUUUCACAAGACAAUGGACUUCUUACAGUAACACUUAAAACAAGACGAUCAAAUGCACGAAAACAUUUUGAAUCAAUUCUUCAAUCAUUAUACAAAGUUAGUCCAAACAUUACAUCUAAAAUUACACAGAAAUAG
This is a messenger RNA of Adineta steineri, 2046 nucleotides long. Lineage: Eukaryota; Metazoa; Rotifera; Eurotatoria; Adinetida; Adinetidae. The record is from the annotation of a GenBank genome assembly.